AUGGCCAACCUCCUGAAUGCCGACAUGGACGACUUUUUCCGCUUCUUGGAAAAGGAGACUGGAGUUCUGGCGAAUAGCGGAACCACGGCCGCAGACAACACCAUGGAUCACAUGGCUUUCAACAACGAAAUGGCCUUGAACAACCAUAUGGCGUUCAUCAACCACACGGCCUUUGACACCCAAAUGGCCUAUGACAAUCAGAUGGACUUCAACUUCCAAAUGGCCUCAAACACCGAUAUCGCCACGGAAGACCUUUACGACGUCAUGCUGGCUUUCGAGCAGACAAUCGCCUCCAGCCAUGCCGUCGAGGACAACGGUAACAUGAGCAACCUCCUGGAUGCCAAUGUGGACGACUUCCCCGGCUUCCUCGAAGAGGAGACUGGAAAGUCGAGGGAACACGCCUGCGGUCAAGCGGGGGCCCCAACCAACAUCAUGCCCAGCAACUCUGGCCUGGGGUGUAAUCCGACAAUUUGGCCAUCGAUGAACGGAAUCUCGUUCACCUCGAGCAACUUCGCCAGGCAGGCCACUCUGGCAAUCAACAACGCCAUGAGAGGAGUUGCCAGACUGGUGGACAACGACACGGUCGCCGGCCCUGAGAAUAUGGCCACUGAUGGCAAUGCCUGGGCCGAGACCAACGACAUGGCUAUGAACACCAUCAUGCCUGUCAACUCUGUGGCUGGCCUCCAUAAUACCGGCAAUGAGAGUGGUUCAAACCAUCGCCAUCAGAAGGCGAAGUACAGAUCACAGUGA
Messenger RNA from Trichoderma reesei QM6a, 750 nucleotides. RefSeq lists its product as uncharacterized. NCBI's taxonomy places the organism in Eukaryota, Fungi, Ascomycota, Sordariomycetes, Hypocreales, Hypocreaceae. The transcript is spliced from 2 exons. The coding region runs from base 1 to 750 and encodes 249 amino acids. The record is from RefSeq and is a predicted model, not a curated record.